CACUCCUUCAACUCCCAACGGUUUGGAGAGAACAGUGCCCGUUAUCAAUGGUUCAAGUGCGCCCAUUGACAUGGAACGUGGAGCUCUGCAGGUUCGAUUCAGUAUCUCCAUUGGAGGACUCGCAAUGUUUCUUCUCAAGGCAUGUACUCUUCUCCGAUCAUCUCUUUGUGCAUGGAGAGUCUCAGUUUUUGGCGCCUAUGGCUACCUCAACUUCACCAAAUCUGCAUUCAGUGAACAUUCUAAGAUGUUCAAACCAGAAGAUAUGCAAGCAAACAUUGAAGGGAAAAAUUGCAUUGUUACUGGGGCGAAUUCUGGGAUUGGAUAUGCAACUGCAGAGGGUUUAGCAUCACGUGGAGCUACCGUCUACAUGGUAUGCCGCAACAAGGAAAGAGGAGAAGCUGCUCUCUCUGAGAUAAAGUCUAAAACAGGAAACCAAAAUGUUCAUUUGGAGGUCUGUGAUCUUUCGUCAAUCAGAGACGUUAAGUCAUUUUCCUCGAAUUUUAUUUCAAAGAAUGUCCCGGUCCAUGUUUUGGUUAACAAUGCGGGAUUGCUCGAGAAUAAUCGAGUUACAACAUCUGAAGGGUUCGAAUUGAACUUUGCUGUGAAUGUUUUAGGCACUUAUGCAAUGACUGAAUUAAUGAUGCCAUUGCUGGAGAAAGCUGCACCUGAUGCAAAGGUCAUCACAGUUUCUUCUGGUGGAAUGUAUUCAGUUCCCUUAACUAAUGAUCUGCAGUUUAGUGAAGAAAAAUUUGAUGGGGCCAAACAAUAUGCACUUAACAAGCGAGUUCAGGUGGCUUUGACAGAGAAAUGGGCAGAGAAGUACUCCAACAAAGGGAUCGGAUUCUACUCGAUGCACCCCGGCUGGGCCGAAACGCCCGGAGUUGCUAAAUCUCUACCAAGUUUCACUAAAUCGCUCUCGGGGAAGCUAAGAACGAGGGAGGAAGGGGCCGAUACGAUUAUUUGGUUGGCGUUACAGCCGAAUGAGAAGUUGGUACCGGGAGCAUUCUACUUUGAUAGAAGUGAAGCGCCAAAGCAUUUAGCAUUUGCUGCUACAAAGUCCUCUCAUGCAACAAUUGGGUCUAUAUAUGAUCAUCUUCGUUCAUUGUCUGGUUUGGCUCACUAAUUUAGAUCAGAAAAGGUGAAAAGAGUGUGAACUUCUAUUAUGUAUUUUAUGAAAACUUGUAUGAAUUAACUAACUACUGGUUCUUAUUUUUAAGCCUUUUUAUUUUCUUUUAACUAUUUUUCUAAAACCUUUUGAUUUUAUCUCGGAGGAAGAUCAAGUUA
This is a messenger RNA of Cucurbita maxima (winter squash), 1284 nucleotides long. Its product is annotated as dehydrogenase/reductase SDR family member 12. Lineage: Eukaryota; Viridiplantae; Streptophyta; Magnoliopsida; Cucurbitales; Cucurbitaceae. The coding region runs from base 71 to 1123 and encodes 350 amino acids. The transcript has 10 exons. The record is from RefSeq and is a predicted model, not a curated record.